Molecule: messenger RNA, 1326 nt
Organism: Trichoderma virens Gv29-8
Lineage: Eukaryota; Fungi; Ascomycota; Sordariomycetes; Hypocreales; Hypocreaceae
Exons: 1
Coding region: 1-1326 (441 amino acids)
Molecular function (GO): protein binding
Source: RefSeq, a predicted model, not a curated record
AUGUCCAUAUCUCAGCUCCCCAACGAGCUCAUCUCCUAUAUCCUCAACUUCCUCGACGUUCCCUCCCUCUUUGAACAACACCAAUACGAUGACCCAGCACACAUCCCAAGCCCCGAUGCCGUGGGCUUGUCCGACUCCUUCCAUGGCACCAUCAAAAGCGCAUCACUUGUUUGCCGCCUCUGGAGACGCUGCACCCUACCUCUGCUUUUCCGAAACGUCGUCUGGAGAUUUCAGCACAUGAAUCGUCCAUUCGGAUGCCAGGAUCCGCUCAGCACCGUUGACGAGCUCGAGUUUCUGCGCUUCCUUGUUAUGACUGGACUUGCACGAUAUGUCGACAGCCUUACCAUCAUCAUCGAUUAUCCCUUGGCUGAGAUUGGCGAGGAUUUUACCCAUCACGCGAGUUGGGGCAUCCUCCCUAGCCAUUGCCCUGCCCUGAUUCGCCAAGGACCAGACGGUGAUCUCGUUGCAUCCGGGCCAGCCUACGACCAUCACUCCAAGUGCCAGUCCAACAAUUGGCUCUGGCAGACCAUCUUCAAUCAUCUAGAUUUGUUAACCAUCAACCUCAUCAGCUCUCCUGCUAUUCUCGCGUCGCUGCUGGGUCGGCCAAUUAAUUUGUCCGGGUCCUGGAUCUUCCGUCAGCGUUUCCAUAUUCUCUCCCUUUCCAGGCCAGCAGAGACACGCCAGCAAGCCGCCACUCCCUCGAGCAACUCGACAGCACUGGUAAACACUUCGCCUGGAAGCAGGGCGCAAACAACCGUUCCUUGCUCCCUCUUCAGCAUUCGUCCAUGGGAGUCGAUGCUCCUCAACGAGGGUUCCUCAGUCAAGGUCUAUACAACAUACGAAUAUUUUAACCACGUGCCCCCUUCCAUUCUACCUGCGCUCCUGGAUUCGGGGGAUGAGUCCAUGCAGCCUCUUCUAUGCAAAACCCUCCGCUCCCUCUCCUACAUCGCCAUCUUCCCACUCGCCACACACAUAAACGACGUCCUCAUCCCCCGCAUCCCAGCUCUUGAGCGAUUCUACAUCCAGAUCGUCCCCCGAGCGCCCAGCUUCGCCGAAGACGACUACCGCCACCCCGCCAUGGACAUAUCGGAUCUGUGGAUGGAGCGGAAUACGGCCUACGCCCAGCUCGUCAUGGCCAUAUUUGACCCACCUCCCCUGGGCUCGUGGAGUAGCCUGCAGUACUUUGAGUCCGGAGAUGCCAUCGAUAGGGAGGCGUGGGAACAAGCUGUAAGAUAUGUGAUAUUCGCAGCAGGCGCCACUUGGAAGGUUGCUGGGGAGGGCAAAUUUGUCAGAAGGAACGACAAGGUGCCUAUGCCAAUUCUCUAA